AUGGCGUCCAAAACCACCACAAUCGCCUGGAGAGCCGCCAGCGCACGGACUCGCGGCCUGCCUGCCACCCGCUGGGUUCAACGGCCAAUAAUCAAGCAAUGCUUCAGCACCUCGCGAUAUGCAUCCGAGGCGGCAUCAUCUGGUCCGGCGGAGACGGUCAAGGCAGCGCCCAAACGGGCUGGCCGCGGUGUCAAGAGGGCUUUUUACGGCACUUCGUUGGCUCUGACUUUGCUGGUGGGCUACUUUUACGGCACCGAUACUCGGGCUAGUGUCCAUCGAUACGCUGUUGUGCCCUUGAUUCGGCUCAUGUAUCCCGACGCGGAAGAGGCGCAUCAUGUUGGUGUGGAUAGCUUGAAAGUCAUGUAUCGGUAUGGUCUUCAUCCGAGAGAGCGAGGGAACCCGGAUGGGGAUGGUGCGCUCGCUACUGAGGUCUUUGGCUACACACUCAGCAACCCAAUCGGGAUCUCCGCUGGUCUGGAUAAACACGCCGACAUUCCCGAUCCACUGCUCGAGAUCGGACCAGCGAUCGUCGAGGUCGGCGGCACGACUCCCCUGCCACAGGAAGGAAACCCUCAACCCCGGGUUUUCCGUCUGCCCUCGCAGCACGCGAUGAUCAACCGCUACGGCUUGAACUCCAAGGGCGCGGACCACAUGGCUGCGGUGUUGAAGCAGCGGGUGCGAGACUUUGCCUACGCCGCCGGGCUGGGCGAGCACGACCUCUCCGAGCAGCGAGUCCUGGACGGUGAAGCGGGUGUUCCUCCUGGCAGUCUGGUGCCAGGCAAACUGCUGGCCGUGCAGGUCGCCAAGAACAAACUUACCCCGGACGGGGAUCUCGACGCCAUCAAGCGCGACUAUGUCUACUGCGUCGAUCGGUUGGCCCGGUACGCGGAUAUUCUGGUGGUCAAUGUGUCCAGUCCCAACACGCCCGGUCUGCGCGACUUGCAAGCGACCGCACCGCUCACCGCGAUCCUGACGGCUGUCGUCGGCGCGGCGAAGAGCGUGGAGCGCAAGACAAAACCCUUUGUCAUGGUCAAGGUCAGCCCGGACGAAGACUCGGACGAGCAGAUCUCCGGGAUCUGCGAGGCUGUCUGGAAUUCCGGGGUCGACGGUGUGAUCGUGGGCAAUACGACGAACCGUCGUCCGGAUCCUCUUCCCAGGGGAUUCGCUCUCCCUGUACAGGAGCAGCAGACUAUCAAGGAGACAGGCGGGUAUUCGGGCCCGCAGCUCUUUGAUCGGUCCGUUGCUCUGGUCGCCCGCUACCGCGCCCUGCUUGACCAGGGACCCUCCUCGCCGGCGGAGCAGGACGUGGAGAGUCACCCGGCUCCACGCAAGGUCAUUUUUGCAUCCGGUGGAAUCACCAACGGCCAGCAGGCGCUCGCGGCCCUCCGUGCCGGCGCCUCGGUCGCCAUGAUGUACACGGGGGUGGUCUACGGGGGCAUCGGCACCGUCACGCGGGUCAAGCAGGAGCUGCGCGAGGAGCUGCAGAAGCAGUAA
Molecule: messenger RNA, 1494 nt
Organism: Penicillium riverlandense
Lineage: Eukaryota; Fungi; Ascomycota; Eurotiomycetes; Eurotiales; Aspergillaceae
Product: dihydroorotate dehydrogenase 2
Exons: 2
Coding region: 1-1494 (497 amino acids)
Biological process (GO): pyrimidine ribonucleotide biosynthetic process; 'de novo' pyrimidine nucleobase biosynthetic process
Cellular component (GO): mitochondrial inner membrane; cytoplasm
Molecular function (GO): dihydroorotate dehydrogenase activity
Source: RefSeq, a predicted model, not a curated record